Messenger RNA from Lingula anatina, 1890 nucleotides. Its product is annotated as sodium-coupled monocarboxylate transporter 1-like. Gene Ontology annotation, cellular component: membrane. NCBI's taxonomy places the organism in Eukaryota, Metazoa, Brachiopoda, Lingulata, Lingulida, Lingulidae. Gene Ontology annotation, biological process: transmembrane transport; sodium ion transport. The record is from RefSeq and is a predicted model, not a curated record. Gene Ontology annotation, molecular function: symporter activity.
AUGCCGCAGGCUCAGGCGAACACUUUUGGACCCGUGGACUACGUGGUGUUUGCAGGGACUUUGGUUGUCUCUGCCAGCAUAGGUAUAUACCAGGCGUUCACCGGCGGACGUCAGAGAACGACCACCGAAUUUUUGAUGGCCAACAGACAGAUGGGGGCAAUACCCGCAGCCAUGUCUUUGCUGGCCAGUUUCAUGUCUGCUAUAACGUUGCUAGGGACCCCGAAAGAGAUGUACGUAUAUGGAACGCAGUACCUGUGGAUAGCCUUUGGCUACUUAUUGGUCAUCCCCGUGGCCGCGCACGUCUUUCUCCCCAUAUUUUUCCGCCUAAAGAUUACCAGCGCAUAUGAGUAUCUCGAAAUGCGCUUCAACAAAGCGGUGCGUGUAGCCGGAUCACUAACGUUCAGCCUGCAGAUGAUUCUUUACAUGGCGAUAGUUCUGUAUGCACCUUCCUUGGCGUUAGAACAAGUGACCGGUCUAAACCGCUGGAUUGCUGUCUGUUCAGUUGGCGUCGUCUGUGUUUUCUACACCAGCAUUGGUGGUAUGAAAGCAGUCAUGUGGACAGAUACAUUCCAAGUCUUCAUGAUGGUGGCCGGAAUGCUCGCUGUAGUCAUUCAGGGAUCCUUGGAAUUAGGUGGAUUCCGGAACGCUUGGGAAAUUAACAUAAAAGGAGACCGAAUAAACUUCCUUGACUUCAACCCCGACCCACGUGAGCGGCAUACAGUUUGGACGUGUGUGUUUGGCGGGUUCUUUACCUGGCUGUCUGUGUACGGUGUUAACCAGGCUCAGGUACAGAGAGCUCUCACAGUGGUCGAUCUCAGGAGAGCACAGAUAGCCAUGUGGAUAAACGUGCCAGGUUUGAUCGCCAUUCUGAUUAUCAGUGCCAUGUCCGGUAUCCUGAUCUAUGCCCACUACUUCGACUGUGACCCAAUGACAAAUAAAGACAUCACCAACCAGGAUCAGCUGCUGCCCCUAUUCGUAAUGGACAAGCUAGCCUUCGUACCUGGUUUACCUGGCCUCUUUACUGCCUGCCUCUUCAGCGGAGCGCUCAGCACCCUAUCGUCCGGACUGAACAGCCUGGCCACGGUCUGGACACGUGAUCUGUUCCAGGAAUUCUGCUGUAAAGAGAUGCCUGACAGUAGGGCGACUUUUACGUCUAAGAUUAUGUCUGUUGUAUUCGGUUGUAUAGUAAUUGGUUUGACGUUUGUAGCGUCCCAAUUAGGAGGUGUGCUGCAGGCAGCUCUUGCAUUGUUUGGUAUGAUCGGUGGUCCUCUACUAGGAGUUUUCACGCUAGGAGUUCUUUUCCCUUGGGCUAACUGGAAGGGUGCGAUAGCCGGCCUUGUCACCAGUCUUCUCUUCACUUUCUGGAUCGGCAUCGGCGCCCAGAUUUACAAACCCGCCGUCUGGAAAGCACCUGUAUCCAUUGAAGGUUGUAAUCCGCUGAAUGAAACCUUGACUAAUGUUACUACUAGUACAGCUAUUGCCAGUUCUGUUGCCUUUAUACCGACGGCGGCACCUUAUAAUCCUCCGUUGAACGGCCUCUACAACUUGUCGUACCUGUGGUACAGUGGCUUUGCAGUUCUAGUGGAGGUUUUGGUAGGAAUGGCAGUCAGCGCUGUCACAGGGUUUACCGAUACCUCUAAGUUAGACUACAGGCUGAUAUGUCCAAUACUUGACGUAAUGUUUUGCUGCUUUCCACAAUCAUUUCGUCAAACGCUUCGCUGUGGAGUAGACCAUGAUAUAAACAGACUACACUACUGCUGUGUAUGUAAAGACGUGGACAAAGAAGACAUCCAAAAUGAAACUAUUACCGCUACCGAACUCGGUGAAAUCAAAGAUGGCGAUGUUAUAGUAGGAUUGCUUAACGAUAGCGUUGAACAGCAGAUGAAAUAG